Peromyscus californicus insignis is the source of this 7370-nucleotide messenger RNA. RefSeq names its product solute carrier family 34 member 1 (gene Slc34a1). The coding region runs from base 5057 to 6970 and encodes 637 amino acids. The record is from RefSeq and is a predicted model, not a curated record. Lineage: Eukaryota; Metazoa; Chordata; Mammalia; Rodentia; Cricetidae. Gene Ontology annotation, molecular function: sodium:phosphate symporter activity. Gene Ontology annotation, biological process: intracellular phosphate ion homeostasis; sodium-dependent phosphate transport. The transcript has 12 exons. Gene Ontology annotation, cellular component: vesicle; apical plasma membrane; brush border.
CAAAGAAGAAAGCCAAGAGGUCAGAGCUAAGAGCUAAAACCUUACCCUUCCUCCUGCGGUGGUCCUACCUCUCCGAACCAGAGCUACCCCUGUGUUAAAGUCUUUAUAUAGAGUUCCUGUCCUGCCUUCUCAUUGGUUGUAAACCCAACCACAUGACCGCCUCCUCACAGCCUGUCUGUAUAGGCCUCCAGGUUUUCCAUGAUUGGUAUUAAGAUUAAAGGCAUGUGUAUCCAAUAAUGGCUGUAUCCCUGAACACACAGAGACUUACCCAGCUCUGCCUACCAAGUGCUGGAAUUACAAGCGUACGCUACCACUGCCCUGCUUUCCUAUGGCUUGCUAAUAGCUCUGACCCCCGGGCAACUUUAUUUAUUAACAUACAAAUAAUAUUUUAAUACAAAUAAAAUAUCACCAUACAACUGUUUUUUUUGAAGACAGGAUCUGUCUAUGGUCUUGGCUGUCCUCAGAGAUCCAUCUGCCUCUGCCUCCCAAGUCCUGACACUAAGGGCAUGUGCCAUCAUGCCUAUUUUUUUUUAAAAAACAACAACAACAUUGUUGCCUGGUUGUGGCGGCACACACCUUUAAUACCAGCACUCCAGAGGCAGAGGCAGGAGGGUCUCUGAGUUUGAGGCCAGCCUGGUCUACAAAGCAAGUUCCAGGGCUACAUAGAGUAAUCCUGUUGCAAAACAAAGAAAACCACCCCAAACAAACAAAUCAAAACCCAUUAUUGAAAAGGAAAGAACCCAAGCUCAUCAGGAGUGCUUUGGAUGUGGCGAGUUCUGCCUAGAGUCUGAUCCAGUCAGGAGGGCAGAGAACUAGGUCGAAUGGACCAGGGCCUGCCCCUGCUCUCAGGGGAUGUUCAGGUAUCCACGCUCUCUCCAGACAACCUCCAAAUACAUCCCUAAUGUGGCUGAGCACAAGGACUAGGAGAUUUUUGAGCCACACAUUUGACUGUAUCUGACUCAGUGAUGCAUUCCUACCUACGUGUGACUCCAGCCUUUCUGAAAUCACUCCUCCCAAACUGAACAGGUUCUGAGCACCAAAGCCUCACUAAGUAAAUCAGGAUUCAUGACAGAAUGUGAUGUGGCACAGUGGCACACACCUGUGGCCCCAACUAUUUGAGUCCUGAGAAAGGAAGAUGACUCGAACUCUGAAGCUUAGGGCUAGCCUGAGCUACAAAGUGAGACCUAAUCUCAAAAAAAAAAAAAGCAACUGCCGCGCAGUGGCGGCGCACACCUUCGAUCUCAGUACUGGGGGGCGGGGGCAGAGCCAGGGGGAUCUCUGUGAGUUCGAGGCCAGCCUGGUCUAUAGAACGAGCUCCAGUACAGGCUCCAAAACUGAGAAACCCUGUUUGGGAAAAAAACAAUAAAACAACACUUAAAAGGUCCCACAAUCUUUACAAAUUUAAACACUUUAAAAUUCAGUUGUUUCCUUAAUUCAGUCUUUUUUUAAGCCUAAAAUCUCUAAAAAAUUAGUCUCUCACCUGUGGGGUUCUAUCAAAAAUAAAAUACAUCCUUACUUCAAGAGGGAAGAACCAGGGCACAGUCACGACCAAAUCAAAGCAAAACCAAACUCCAGCUGUGUACACAACACAAUGUCCAGUGUCUGGGAUCCGCUCGAGGUCUUCUGGGUUCCUCCAAAGGACAAGGGUCACUCUCUGACUCUGCCCUCUGCAGCACACACAACUUGUCUUCUAGGCUCCAGCUGGCUCCACCCCACUGCUGCUGCUGUUCUUGGUGUUAUCCAUGGUGCUGGCAUCUCCAACAUGCUGGGUCUUCUGCUGACCCCGGGCUGCACUUUCACCAAUAGCCUCUUUCGGAUUCUCCUCGUAGUGCCAAACCUUAGCUUCUCUACAUGACCCCUUCAGUCCUGGGGCUUCAACGGCCACUGAAGCCGCACCUUCACCAAUGGCCUCUCCUGGCCUCUCCCAGUGCCAAGCCUCAGCUGCUCUCCAUGACACCCUCAUUCCUUCAAAACCAGUACCACCUGGGUGACUCUUACACUACCAAGUUUGGGGUACAAUCUUGGCUGCCUCUGGAACAUAGCUUCUGUGUGCUCUCAGAAACACUUCCCAGAAGAUUUCACCCCCAAUGACGCUGGUCCCAUCUUAAUCAUUGCUAAUUUCUUAGCUUCAGCUGACCAGCAUCAAGUGUCUCAGCAAAGCAAAGGUUUCACUUUAUUGGUCUCGGUAUCUUGUUAAUCACAGCUGAUUCUUCAGCCCCAGGUAACCAGAACCACAGAAUCUUAACUCAAAGUAACAAACGGCCCUGAUAGUCUCUUAACUUCCUUCUGAAACAUUACAAGCCAGGCCUCCAUCUUCUGUAUUGCUCUCAACAUUCCUACCUUUUGUUUUGUUUGGUUUUGUUUUUGGUUUUUGGAGACAGGGUUUCUCUGUGUAGCCCUGGCUGUCCUGGAUCUCACUGUGUAGACCAGGCUGACUUCGAACUCACAGAGAUCUGCCUGCCUCUGCCUCCCGAGUGCUGGGAUUAAAGGCAUGCGCCACCACUGCCCAGCUGUCCUCGGCAUUCUUGUCUUCCAAGCUCCUACAGAACAGCCCAAUCAAGCACUGAACCUUCAAUGACUUUUCUUGGACAAAAUCCAAAGUCCUUCCACAAUCCUCCCCCAAACAUGGUCAGGUCUGUCACAGCAAUACCCCACUAUCCUGGUACCAAUGUACCUUAAUUGGGGUUCCUAUUGCUGUGAUGAAACACCAUGACCAAAGCAACUUUUAGAGGAAACUGUUUACAGGGCUUACACUUCCACAUUGUAGUCCAUCACUGAAGGAAGUCAGGACAGGAACUCAAGCAGGGCAGGAACCUGGAGGCAGGAGCUGAUGCAGAGGCCAUGGAGGAGUGCUGCUUACUGGCUUGCUCCUCACGGCUUGCUCAGCCUGCUUUCUUAUAGAACCCAGGACCACCAGCCAGAGAUGGCACCAUCUAGUGCAGUGGUUCUCAACCUGUGGGUCAAGACCCAUUUGGAGUUAAAGGACCCUUCCACAGGGGUUUCAUAUCAGAUAUCCUGCAUAUCAGAUAUUUAUAUUACAAUUCAUAACAGUAGCAAAAUUACAGCUAUGAAGUAGCAAAGAAAUAUUUUAUGGUUGUGGUCACCAUAAUAUGGGGAACUGUAUUAAAGGGCUGCAGCACCAGGAAGGUUGAGAACCACAGCUCUGGUGCUUCCCGUAUUCGUCCUAACAGCUGGUUGUCAUUUCUAUUCACUGAGGGAUUACGUCAUAUUUGGCUGUCUCCCUGCUGACUAGGGCAGUGGCAAUGUGUGUUUUCAGUUACCACUGUACCCCAGCAUCUAGCUCAGAAUUUACGAAAUACUACAUAUUCAAGAAAUGCUGCCGGGCGGUGGUGGCGCACGCCUUUAAUCCCAGCACUCGGGAGGCAGAACCAGGCGGAUCUCUGAGUUCGAGGCCAGCCUGGUCUACACAGUGAGAUCCAGGACAGGCACCAAAACUACACAGAGAAGCUCUGUCUUGAAAAACAAAAACAAAAAACAAAAAACAGAACAGAGAGAGAGAGAGAGAGAGAGAGAGAGAGAGAGAGAGAGAGAGAGAGAGGUGCUUGUCGGGCCUGGGGCUGUGGCUCCUGUGAACGGAAAGCAGGCUUCCCAACGUUUCCCACACUGCCUCCUGUGCCUCAUGAAUUUCCUGAUCACAAUGUCCCUCUGGAAUGUACCCUGUCCUCUAUCCCUCACGAGCCCACCUUAGUUAAGCCUUAUCAUCUUUCCCCUGGACCUCUCCUCAGCAUCUCAGCUGGUCUCUCUCUCCAAUGGUCUUAUGAUGCAUCCCAUACCAGCAUUUUAAGGAGUAUUCUAAGUCGCAGAGCAAUCUCUUCUUGGUCUGGCCAGGGGCUCCAUAUUCUCUCACAUCCUAGAUCCGUCAUCAAGCCCUGUAGAUCCACCACGGUUCAAAUAUGCAGCCUCACUGGGCGUCUCUCCUAGGGCUCUCCCUCUUUUGAACCAUACCCCUCAAGACACACAGAGCUGCACAGACAUCCAGAUGGAUGGCAAGGUCACGAUAUAUUCGGAUCACAGUCUGGGGAGUCUUGUCAGGCCAUAAAUGCAGGAAAGUGGCAGGAACUACAGAAUCACUUUCAAGUCCCUACGAACAAGCUGACAGAGUGGUGACAGGGUCUCUGUCCAGCGUAGCGACGGGCCUGUGCCCAGCCGGGUUGUAAUUCAUGCUGGCGCUGUGAGAGAGGGCAGCCUGACCACAGACUCCCCAGCAGAGCUGAGGAUUAGCAAUUAACUGGAAGGAAUCUUGGGGGUAAAGUUAAUUUAGUGGGGGACCAGAGGGAGGGCAGCUAAAGUUCUAGAGACUUUGCCCUUGACCCGAGGGUAUAAAGAGGAGGGCCUCCAUUCCUCCUUAGACUUCCCCAAGCCGCUGAGCAGGAGCUGAGACUUAGAACUUCAAGGUAAGCCCAGGGCCCACGUCCUUGAACCAGCCCAUCACCCCUGCUCUAUGUGUUCUCUCCUCCUGCUCCCUGUGACAUCCCAAUCCCAGCCCAGCCUGCUUUGCCCGACUCCACCCUGAGCCCCUGCCCUGCUGUGGGACACUCUAGUCAUAGCGGUACCUGUAUUUGUCACAGCACCUGGUGGCCUUUUCUAUUCUCUGAGAGAUUACGUCAUCUGCAGCUGUCUCCCUGCUAGACUUUCAACAUCCCAAGGGCAGUGGCUUUUUUUAGUUAGUUUGUGCGUGUUUUCUGUUACCACUGUACCCCAGCAUCUAACUCAGAACUUAGAAAAUACUAAGCAUUCAAGAAAUGCUCGUUGGGACUGGGGAUGUGGCUCGACAUUGGAGUGCUUGCCUACUAUGCUGAGGCCCUAGGUUCCAUUUCCAGCACUGCAAGACAAAACAGCUAUAAAACCGUGCUGAAUGGAUGAGAUGACACUCGGAUCUGUGACGAGCACCUCGGUGUGCAUCUCUAGGUGUGUCCGAGGAUAGACUCACACACCCUAGGCUGACUGUCAUGUGGGUGUGGAUGUGUACCAGACACAGCAAUUGUCAGCUUCCUUCUAACCGCUUGACACCUAGGACUCACUGUGGGUGCCCAGCAUGAUGUCCUAUGGAGAGAGAGUGGGGGGACCGGCUGUCUCCCCACUUCCAGUCCGCGGGAGACACGUGGUGCAUGGGGCGGCCUUUGCUUAUGUGCCCAGCCCACAAGUCCUGCACAGGAUUCCAGGGACAUCCACCUAUGCAUUCUCCAGUCUGAGCCCGGUGACCCUCACAGAGCACAGCUGUCCCUAUGGGGAGGUCCUGGAAUGUCAUGACCCACUACCUGCCAAGCUGGCCCAGGAAGAGGAGCAAAAGCCAGAGCCCAGGCUGCCCCAGAAGCUGCGCCAGGUUGGCACAAAGCUCCUCAAGGUACCGCUGAUGCUGAGCUUCCUGUAUCUCUUCGUCUGCUCCCUGGACGUGCUCAGCUCUGCCUUCCAGCUAGCCGGAGGGAAGGUGGCUGGUGAUAUCUUCAAGGACAAUGCCAUCCUGUCCAACCCAGUGGCAGGGCUGGUAGUGGGAAUCCUGGUGACAGUACUGGUUCAGAGCUCCAGCACCUCAACAUCCAUCAUUGUCAGCAUGGUCUCCUCUGGCUUGUUGGAGGUGAGCUCUGCCAUUCCGAUCAUCAUGGGCUCCAACAUUGGAACCUCGGUCACCAACACCAUCGUGGCCCUAAUGCAGGCAGGGGACAGGACUGACUUCCGGCGGGCUUUUGCAGGGGCCACAGUGCACGACUGCUUUAACUGGCUGUCUGUUCUGGUCCUGCUGCCCCUGGAGGUUGCCACGGGCUACCUGCAUCACGUCACCGGACUCGUGGUUGCCUCCUUCAACAUUCAUGGUGGCCAAGAUGCUCCUGACCUUCUCAAGGUCAUCACAGAACCCUUCACAAAGCUCAUCAUCCAGCUGGACAAGUCUGUCAUCACCAGCAUUGCCGUGGGGGAUGAGUCCCUGAGGAAUCAUAGUCUCAUCCGGAUUUGGUGCCACCCAGACCCACCAAAGGCUCCCACUUCUAUGUCCAGGACAGAGGCCAACAUCAGCCUUUCAAAUACCACCAUGGAGAAAUGCAACCAUAUCUUCGUGGACACGGGGCUGCCUGACUUGGCUGUGGGGCUCAUCCUGCUGGCUGGCUCCCUGGCGGUCCUGUGCAGCUGUCUCAUUCUCCUCGUCAAGAUGCUCAACUCUCUGCUCAAGGGCCAAGUGGCCAAUGUCAUCCAGAAGGUCAUCAAUACGGACUUCCCAGCGCCCUUCACCUGGGUCACGGGCUACUUUGCCAUGGUCGUGGGUGCCAGCAUGACCUUUGUGGUCCAGAGCAGCUCUGUGUUCACCUCAGCCAUCACCCCACUCAUUGGCCUGGGUGUGAUCAGCAUUGAGCGUGCCUACCCUCUCACACUGGGCUCCAACAUUGGCACUACCACAACAGCCAUCCUGGCAGCACUGGCCAGCCCCAAGGAGAAGCUAUCAAGCUCCUUUCAGAUCGCCCUCUGCCACUUCUUCUUCAACAUCUCGGGCAUCUUGCUGUGGUACCCGCUGCCCUGCACACGCCUGCCCAUCCGCAUGGCCAAGGCACUGGGCAAACGCACCGCCAAGUACCGCUGGUUUGCCGUCCUCUACCUCCUCGUGUGCUUCCUGCUUUUGCCUUCCCUGGUGUUUGGCAUUUCCAUGGCAGGCUGGCAGGCCAUGGUCGGUGUGGGCGCACCCUUCGGGGCCCUGCUGGCCUUUGUGGUGCUUGUGAAUGUCCUGCAGAGCCGAAGUCCUGGGCACCUACCCAAGUGGCUGCAGACAUGGGACUUCCUGCCCCGAUGGAUGCACUCUUUGCAGCCCCUGGACGGCCUUAUCACACGAGCCACCUUGUGCUACGCCAGGCCUGAGCCCCGCUCACCCCAACUUCCCCCUAGAGUCUUCCUGGAGGAGCUUCCCCCUGCCACGCCCUCUCCUCGCCUUGCCCUGCCUGCUCACCACAAUGCCACCCGUCUCUAGGCUGCAGGCCUGGACUACUGCCUGGACCAGGGAACAGUGCUUUUAUGGAGCCCACAGUCAAAGGACAGAGGAGUGUGUGUGCACGUGUGUAGAGGCACAUCAGUUGAGAUUCAUGAUUUUGUGCCCCCUUUGGGUCUCCAUCCGUAUACAGGGCCAUAGUGAUGUGGGCUUUUGUAAGUAAGAGGCAGUGUGCACAAGCACACAUGUUAGAUGGUGAGUCUGUGUGACCAUCAGUAUAGGUAUAGUCCACAUGUGUGCAUUGUGUGUCAACCCAUGCACAUGUACAGACAAACCUACAUACAAAGUGUGUGUAUAUAUACAUACACACAGGAGGCUGUGCACAAGGUGCAGACUAUCUGGUCAUGAGUUUGGUUGUUUGGAGAUACAAGACCUGAGCUUG